Spea bombifrons (plains spadefoot toad) is the source of this 2450-nucleotide messenger RNA. RefSeq names its product syntrophin gamma 1 (gene SNTG1). The transcript has 19 exons. Gene Ontology annotation, cellular component: intracellular anatomical structure; dystrophin-associated glycoprotein complex. Bases 364 to 1932 code for a protein of 522 amino acids. Lineage: Eukaryota; Metazoa; Chordata; Amphibia; Anura; Pelobatidae. Gene Ontology annotation, molecular function: structural molecule activity; protein binding. The record is from RefSeq and is a predicted model, not a curated record.
AUAAUAUUUGGAUUUUAUAUUUUUGGAUUUAUAAUAAAAGUGUGCUGAAUGUUAGAGGUAUGUAAUAAAGUUCUACAUUUUAUGAGCUCAUUUUAAUUUUAUUGUAGUAAUAAAGCAGAGAUGUGCAGAGAGCCAAAGUGCAGGAAUGAACAGAAACGUAGAAUCUAUAUUUGAUUUCAUGGGUGACAAUGGAACUUUUGUCAAGACAGCAGCAUUGUGUUUGGAUGUCUGCUGUAUUGUUUGCCAUCUAAUGUUGAGAAAAAUCAGAACAUGGACAAACGUUUGGGUGAAUUUGUAUAGUCUUUACUGUAAAAUCAGCUCUUCAUGAUCAAGUGACAAGAAACCCUAUCAGUGCCACGGCAUAUGGAUUUCCAGACUACAUGUGAUGAGGCAAAGACUGGUAUUUGUUUGCUGCAAGAUGGUAGUCAAGAGCCUUUCAAAGUUCGACUCCACUUAGCCAAAGACAUAUUAAUGAUUCAAGAACAAGAUAUAAUCUGUGUAUCUGGUGAACCUUUCUACUCUGGGGAACGAAAAGUAGCAAUCAGAAGACAAACUGUGGGAGGAUUUGGACUUAGCAUAAAGGGAGGAGCCGAGCACAAUAUUCCAGUUGUUAUCUCCAAGAUAUCCAAAGAGCAAAGAGCUGAGCUUUCUGGUCUUCUCUUCAUAGGAGACGCAAUAUUACAGAUAAACGGUAUAAAUGUGAGAAAGUGCAAACAUGAAGAAGUGGUGCAGGUUUUACGGAAUGCCGGGGAAGAGGUGACACUGACUGUCUCAUUUCUAAAGAGAGCACCAGCUUUCCUUAAACUACCACUAAAUGAAGAUUGUGCUUGUGUACCCAGUGACCAAAGUAGUGGCACAUCAUCCCCGCUCUGUGAUAGCGGUUUGCAUUUGAACUAUCAUCCCAACAACACGGACACUUUAUCAUGUUCUUCAUGGCCUGCCUCACCUGGUAUGAGAUGGGAAAAACGAUGGUGUGAUCUCAGAUUGAUCCCUCUCCUUCAUUCAAGAUUAUCACAACACAUCACAGGCACCGAUUUAUGCAGGCAAAAUGCAUUUCAAGUGACUGCAGUAGACGGUGUUUGUAGUGGAAUAAUUCAGUGUUUAUCAGCCGAAGAGUGUACUGAAUGGUUGCAAUCUAUAUCAACUAAUAUUUCAAAUCUUACAAAGCACAACAUUAAAAAAAUUAACAGGAACUUUCCAGUAAAUCAGCAGAUAGUAUACAUGGGUUGGGUAGAAGAACGAGAACAGGACACUCUUCAAGACCAUAUGUAUACACCAAAGUUUCUGGCACUUAGAGGCUCCUCUUUGUAUAAAUUCAAUUCCCCGCCGGUUACUACAUGGGACUGGAUGCGGGCAGAAAGAAAAUUUACCGUGUAUGAAAUCAUGUGUAAGACAUUUAAGGAUAGUGAUCUUUUGGAUCGACGGAAACACUGCUUUGGCGUUCAGUCAGAAACUGGAGAGGAUCUUUACUUUUCAGUUGAACUGGAGAACGAGCUGACCCAAUGGGAAAAAGCUUUCCAAAUGGCAACUUUCUUAGAAGUUGAACGCAUUCAGUGCAAGACGUAUGCUUGUGUAAUUGAAAGUCACCUAAUGGGUCUUACCAUUGACUUUGGGAUGGGCUUCAUUUGUUUUGAUGCUGCAACAAAGGCUAUAUUGUGGAGAUAUAAGUUUUCUCAACUUAAAGGCUCCUCAGAUGAUGGGAAAAGUAAAAUCAAGUUUUUGUUCCAACAUCAGGAUACAAAACAAAUCGAAGCAAAGGAGUUGGAGUUCUCCAAUCUCUUUGCAGUGCUACACUGCAUCCAUUCAUUCUUUGCUGCUAAAGUUGCUUGCUUGGACCCUCUAUUUGUUGACAGUCAGGGUGCUGCUUCUUCUGCUGGAACAGCUGCUUCCUGCUCCACAGCAGGUGGCUGCAAAGUGAAGUACACCACUUGAUAUAUCUUGUAAAUCGUGCUUGCUGAGCACAUAGACAUUGGAUAUAUAUAUUUAUUGAAUAAAGACAUUCUGGAACUGUGAAAUGGUUACUGAAGUCAAUGAGACUAGAAACGUGAUCAUUUUAAGCAGGAAAGCAGUUUUAUGGGUUCCUUUGAUCACCUCUUGUAUUAUUUGGACAAUACACCAUUUCAUAACAGUAAUGGCAAACCCAGAUGAACAGGGACACGCUUAUCAUGAUCUGUGUAAGUGCUCACCAUGGGAAUAUGUUAAGUUCAGAUACAACAUACCACCAAGAAGCACUUAUUUUAUAAAGUAACAAAAGUGCCCAUAUGAAGAUGGUUUGUAAUGUAUUUUUGGAUGCAACAUAUAUUGUUAAAUUAACAAACUGUAUACAGAAAUUACAUACUAGGAAAUGUUUUUUUGUUGUUUUUUUUUGGACGGGAUGCAUUUCUAUAAAGCACUAUUUUGCAAACGUUAGCCGUCUAGUCAAAAAUGAAUUAUUGAAUUUAUAAACAAGG